This is a messenger RNA of Scheffersomyces amazonensis, 1962 nucleotides long. RefSeq lists its product as uncharacterized. Gene Ontology annotation, molecular function: DNA binding. The transcript is spliced from 2 exons. Lineage: Eukaryota; Fungi; Ascomycota; Pichiomycetes; Serinales; Debaryomycetaceae. The coding region runs from base 1 to 1962 and encodes 653 amino acids. The record is from RefSeq and is a predicted model, not a curated record.
AUGUCGGACAGUGAGGAUAGUUCUAUCGAUACUAACGAGUAUAGUAUUCAGGACUAUUACAAAUUGAUCAGACCACUCUGGGCCGCCAAAAACAUCAAUGCCAGUUAUUUAAAUAAUCAUAAACUACUACGAACAUUAGUAGACUUUUCCCUAACCCAUUCCUUAUUUUUGAAAAACCUUCAGAAACGUGAAUUGGAUUUAGGAGAUAUAAUCCCCACUAAAAUCAAUUAUAUUAAUUCAUUAGUCAUAAGAACUCCCAACCAUAAUAAUUUAAAUAAUCAAGAUCAUCCUUAUCAAUAUUAUGGAUGUUUCCGUAAUAAAUAUGUGGAAUUCUGUCCUCAUUUGGCCAUUGCAGCCUAUUUAUUCACCCGAUUCCAUAUACCCGACGAAUACGGCUCUCUCGAAUUUAUAUUUAAUGAAAAUCAUAAACUUAAUUUACAAGAUGUUAAAUUAUUAAAGGGUAAUAAUAAAUUAUCGGCUAUUUCUUAUAGUCAACAACAUAAAUCUUCUAUAAAUGCUUUGGGAUUAAGUGGUCUUAAUUAUAAAGAUAUUAAUUUAAAUAAAUUGCUAUCUAUUCAAGGAUUUGAAGUAGUGGAUAAAUUAGUAUCAUUAGAUAUUGAACAAUUACCUCAUAAAUUAAUGCUUGAAUUAGCAGAUCCUCCUCAAGAAUUAUUAGAUCAAAUAUUCCCCUUUAUAAAUCAAAUAGAUCCGGUACUGGAAUCUUCAGCAGUAUUAAGAAUGAAACAAUUAUUAACUAUACUAAGAAGAAGUUUAGUACAAGAUAUGGUAAUUAUUAAACAUAAAUAUCCUAACAAUCCUAUCUCCAAACAUGCAUUAUUUAAUAGUGAACUCUUUAAUAAAUUUAGUAAUGAUAUGGAAAAAAAUGGAGUAUUUACUGAUUCCCCUAGUUUUGAAUUUGAAGAUGAUGAUGAAUUGGAUGCAGAUAUGGAAGAUUCUGAUAAUUAUGAAUCAUUAAUUAAUAACCCUAAUGUUGAUUUAUCUAAAAUAGUUGAAAUUCAAAAUAAUAAAGUGAAAAACUUACAAGAUCAAUUAAAUAAUAUUUAUAUGGAUCAAAAGAAUGUAUUUGAAAAUUUAAAUUCAUUUAUUGAAGUUCAAAAUGAAGUUUUCCAUAGACAAGCUGAACAUUUACAAAAGAUUCUGAAUUCUAUUAAUGGUUUAAUGGUAUUAUUAUCUACUAGAAAUAAGAAUUUAGUACCUUUAGCUCAACAAAGUUUGGGUGAAACAGCAGAAUUUAUUAAUUCCAUAUCUAGUUCUAAUGUUAAACAAGGAUUAAAUAAUACUUUAGACUUGUUAACAAAAUUAAGUACUACUAAUGCAUCUCAAUAUGUAUCAUUCCCAAAUCCAACCAAUUCAAUAUAUAAUACACUCCCUAGUCCCACCACCAAAAAUGGAACUUCAGCAACUCAUCUGCCAAUUGCUCCAACUUUACAACCAAUUCAACAUCAUCUUUAUCCUCAUCAACCAUUCUCGUCUCAACAUGUUCAUCAACAUCAACAUAUUCAUCAUCAUCCUCCAACCCCUUCAACUUCAUCAUCAUCUACUUCAAUAAGUCAAACACUUGGUCCACAAUUGGCACCACAAACUCCAUUAACGCCACAACAAAUUGAAAGACAAACUAUUUUAAAUAGAAGAUUAUCAAGACAAGCCACGACACUUUUUGAAAUGUGGGAUGAUUUUAAGGGAUUAGAACAAGCCCUUAAAGAUCAUGAAAUUACUGUAACGGAAUGGCUUAAAGUUCAUGGAAGUUCAGAAAGACAAUUUAGACAUACUAGAUUAAAAAUUAUAAAAUUUAUAGAAGACGAAGCUGCCAGAAGAAAUUGCAGUGUAGAAAUCGUUAAAGAGAAACUCCAUAGUAAAAUGAGAAAUAGACUAAGACCCUGGACACUAGAUGAAGUUCAGAGAAUGCUUACCUCCGGUAAACGAAUUAAUUUAAAUGAAUAG